GGCGGUGCUAAGGGUUUCGUGGCAGACUACCUGAAUAAAUGCCCCGAGUUGAGUCCGCGACGGCGGGAAUCAUGAUCAAUCCUAGCAACUCUCCGCCGACGUAUCUACGUCGGACAAAUAAAAAUCCCAUCGCCUGCAAUGCUUACCUUCUCAUGGAUUUCAAUCUGUCUGAUCAUUAAGGCGGCAGCUCAUUCAACAUCUCGUUACAAUUUAGCUCACAAUUCACCUUCACCAUGGCCGCUGAUAGCAUCGACACUAGCAUUCCGGCGGCAAUCGAAGCAGGCAAACUCAACGGUGCGCUAUUGAGUGCCACUGAUGCCCAAGGCCGCUUCGUCUACGAGAAGCUAUUUGGCGAGCGCACGCUUCUCUCGGGCGAGAAGCGCCCACACCAAUCGGACGACGUGGUGUACCUCGCAUCCGCGACCAAGUUCUUGACGGCCAUUGCCGCGCUGCAGUGCGUCGAGGAUGGGCUGCUCACACUCCGGGGCGAUGUAUCUGCCUUGGCGCCUGAGCUUGCAAACAAGGAGGUUCUCACCGGAUGGUCUGACGACGACCAGCCUGUGAUGGAACCCCAGAAGAAAUCCAUCACUUUGGAGAUGCUGCUGACGCACAGCGCGGGCCUCAACUACCACUUCGCCGAUGCUGAUCUCGCUCGAUGGCACGCCAAGUUUGUCUCGAGGCCCACUGAUCCCGGGGAAGACGCAAAGCUGCGUGUCGAGGAGACAUUUUCGUAUCCGUUAAGAUACCAGCCUGGCGAGGGGUGGAUGUACGGGCCCGGGCUGGACUGGGCUGGUCGCAUCGUGGAGAGGGCCACGGGCAAGACGCUGUGUGAACGUAUGCACGAGCGCAUGUUUGCGCCUCUGGAUAUCACGGACGCCCAGUUCUACCCUGUUUUAGAUGAGAGGCUGCGCGAGCGCCUUGUUGACUUGAAUCCCGAUGAUCCGGGCUGUCUAGGGCGAGCGGUCCUCGGUGGCGGCGGUGAUAUGAACAGGUGGUCCAAGGGGGAUUUCGGGGGGCAUGGGCUGUUCAUGACGGUGCCCGGUUAUCUCAAGAUCCUGCAGUCGAUCCUCGCCAACGAUGGCAAACUCCUCAAACCAUCCACAGUCGACGACAUGUUUGAGAACCACCUCUCGCCCGCUUCUGCCGCGUCCUUCGGAGCCGUGUCCUCCACACCGCUGGGCCCCUUUAUCCGAGUCGGCACCGCGCUCGAUGCCAAGGCAGGCUACGGCCUCAGCGGGCUGCUCACGCUGGAGGAUGUCGAGGGUUGGUACGGCGAGCGCACGCUGACCUGGGGUGGCGGGCUCACGUUUGCGUGGUUUAUCGACCGUAAGAAUGACUUGUGCGGCGUAGGCGCGCUGCAGGCCAAGUUGCCGGUAGAUGGGCAGGCGAUCGCGGAGCUGAAGCAGACGUUUCGACACGACAUCUACCGCAAACGCGCGGCGUGGGCGGAGAGCCAGGCGCCCUGAGCUGGGUGAUGAAACGCCAGACUUGCUUCUCCGGAGCCAUGUGCUACUCAGGAGAAGAUUGUGACCUAUUAUAGACCUAUCAUAGAGUAGUGCGACUACGAAAUGGGUAUAAGCUAGUCAAAGUAAAUCCACGCCGUCGCGCACUCCCCGGACUAGUAGUUCGUAGUAUAUUCAUCAACCAACGAGUACUAGGGGCGCGUCGUGGUCCAGGUCAUUGUCCCGUCGCGCUCAUACCGUGCUGAAGUGACGACUCCCUUCGCAGCCACUCUAUUGCUUCCCACUACGUAGUUGACAAUUAUACUUAUUCCUCCCAUUGGAUAUUCCACGUCGUGCCGACGUGAAUGAUUGAUUUGGUGAAAUUUACG
This is a messenger RNA of Emericellopsis atlantica, 1831 nucleotides long. Its product is annotated as beta-lactamase/transpeptidase-like protein. NCBI's taxonomy places the organism in Eukaryota, Fungi, Ascomycota, Sordariomycetes, Hypocreales, Bionectriaceae. The transcript has 2 exons. The record is from RefSeq and is a predicted model, not a curated record. Bases 234 to 1466 code for a protein of 410 amino acids.